CGUACAUUAAGCGCCCAUUUGAAAUUCCACGUCUUCCUUCCCUACUUGCUCGGUCACCAAGACUCAAGUAUUCCUCGGUCACCCGUACUCAAGAUGGCACCCUCAGAUGAACUCGAGUACCUCAAGCACCUCGUAGCGCAGCUCAACGACAAAAUUCACGCGUUAGAGGCGAAAGCUAAGGCUGUCGUUCCUCCGAGCAGGACCCCUGCUCAACAGCUUAGGACUAUUCUUAUGGGUCCUCCUGGUGCUGGGAAGGGAACGCAAGCCCCCCGGAUACGCGACGAGUUCUGUGUCUGCCACCUCGCAACGGGCGACAUGCUCCGCGAGCAAAUAGCCAAGAAAACUGAGUUGGGGAGGAUGGCUAAGAAAGUUAUGGAUGCCGGUGAACUGGUCACGGACGAUAUCAUGGUUAACAUGAUCAAGGAUCAGCUUGAGAAUAACAAGGAGUGCAAGAAUGGAUUCGUGUUAGAUGGGUUCCCGAGGACCGUUCCUCAAGCUGAGAAACUCGAUUCCAUGCUUGACUCCCGCGGUGAAAAGCUCGACAGCGUCGUCGAGCUCCUCAUCCCUGAUCAACUUCUCAUCUCCCGAAUCACCGGCCGUCUCAUCCACCCGGCUUCAGGACGGACGUAUCACAGAGAAUUCCACCCACCCAAAAAACCUAUGACGGACGAUGUCACAGGCGAGCCGCUCAUCCAGCGCUCCGAUGACAACGUAGAAACGCUACGCAAACGUCUUGACACGUUCCACAAGCAGACUGGUCCUGUCGCAGGGUACUACAAAACAAAGGGCUUAUGGCAUGGUAUCGACGCCGCUCAAAGUCCUAGUGUUGUUUGGGAUAACCUUCGACAAGUGUUCCGGGCUCCACCGGCAAAGUCGUAGUGUGUCGCACGCUUUUGGGUCUGACCAUACAUAGACCCGUCUCUUUCGUGCACAUGCAUACUGUCGUUCAGUGCUUCCCAUCUACAUAUGUGCGCAACCGGAGGAUUCUUGUCGAACAGCAUGUACAUAGAAUACCAAACUUGCGAGAUACAGGCAAAACGAUUAUCGACGCA
This is a messenger RNA of Suillus subaureus, 1052 nucleotides long. Its product is annotated as adenylate kinase-domain-containing protein. The transcript has 4 exons. NCBI's taxonomy places the organism in Eukaryota, Fungi, Basidiomycota, Agaricomycetes, Boletales, Suillaceae. Gene Ontology annotation, cellular component: mitochondrion; cytoplasm. The record is from RefSeq and is a predicted model, not a curated record. Gene Ontology annotation, biological process: ADP biosynthetic process. The coding region runs from base 94 to 879 and encodes 261 amino acids. Gene Ontology annotation, molecular function: AMP kinase activity; ATP binding.